GUGGCUCACAUCCGAGCAGAAAGGGACAUCCUUGUUGAAGCCGAUGGUGCCUGGGUCGUGAAGAUGUUCUACAGUUUUCAGGACAAACGCAACCUUUACUUGAUUAUGGAGUUUCUUCCGGGAGGUAGGGCCAUGUAAAACUCUCUGAUUUUGGGCUAUGCACAGGUUUAAAGAAAGCUCACCGAACUGAAUUCUACAGAAACCUCACGCAUAAUCCACCAAGUGACUUCUGUGAGUACUGCAAAUUCCGCCUUACGAUAAAUAUUCCGCAUACUGUAUUGAUGGAGGAGGGUAUUUAUGGCUCGAGGUUGAACUGGUUCCUCUAUUGCUCCUUGGCUAAAGUAAUUUUAUUUCUGUUAUGCAACCAUUUAUACCAAUUAUCCCAAAUUUCAUAGACUCUUCUUUGUCCUUUAAUCUUAAUGUCAAUUUAUCCAUUUCUGCACAAUCUAGAAUUUUUCUGAAUCACUAGUUCAUCUGGGGGGAAAUAACUGCAUUUCCAAUAUAUAUUUCCAAACGUUAUUUUGGCUGUAGUCAACAGGUGUUAACGGUGCAUCCACUAAUGGCGGUAGAUAUAAGAUUGUUUUGUUAUUGGAGAGAUACAGGUUGAUA
Thamnophis sirtalis is the source of this 609-nucleotide messenger RNA. NCBI's taxonomy places the organism in Eukaryota, Metazoa, Chordata, Lepidosauria, Squamata, Natricidae. The record is from RefSeq and is a predicted model, not a curated record.